UACAAAAAACAAAUAGAGACGGGACACAAAUAAAAAAAAGAAGCAACUAAGAAUUAAGCAAAUGAGUUAAAAUAUUAGUUUUUAAUACCGGGAUAGAAGUUGAAGUGCAAAUUAAUUGGUUCUAUUGCUUCCGGAAAAGCACAUUUUUCUACGAACAUGGCAUACCGAGGAAGAAACUAUCGUUGGGUACGGAAAUACACAGUUCCACAGCGUGUAUCCGUUGUGCGUGGAGGUAGCGGAGGUUAUCGCGGCGGUGGUAAUGGCUUUCGCGGAUACGGAGGUAGGAACUGCGACUGCCAGUGCCACAGGGAACUAAAGCAAUGCUGCUUGAGUGCUGAUGCACAUGCUAAUCCAAGUAUUCCAAGGUGCACCCAGGCGCCUCCGAAGUCUGCGACUAACCUUAUUGCGCCACCUCAGGAAAGAAGCCCUAAUUACUAUGUGCUUGUGGAAGCUAACGAAAAUGCCCAAGUGCCGACAAAUUUCACUUCGGGCACCAUGGGGACGCCCGAAACAUGUCCUCUUUGUCAGGGUAGCGUAUAUCAGUUGCCCGGCCAUAACGCGAACCCUGGUGUCAUGUACACCAUCGGACAGGGUCAUACGCUAAUAAACCCAUCGCUGCCAGCCAGCACAAUUGUUAGUCCAUAAAGGUAACUUCAUCCAGUGUAACAAUACUGGUGUGUACGCACAACACAACAUGACCAAAAUCAGCUGGCAAACUUAAACCAGGGAAUCAGUUCGGGAGUUUUCACACACAGCAACACCAUCGGAUCCGGACACAUUACCGGACAAUCGGGUUCAGUGAUCCUGGCAAAUCCAUGCAACGAUUGCAUCCCAACCAGCAACUCAAACAACGUCGGCCACAGCAACCCGGAGGGCCAACUGAUCUUCAACCAGGGCAACACCAACACCCCGGGAAAUACCCUUGUAUACGCAAGCCCGGGCAACAUGGGUAACUGCAACACAGGAAGCCACAACAUGUGUGGCAACUUUAACCAGGGUAACAGUAUCAAUACUUAUGUGAACCCCUACGGUCAGGGAAACACCAUUGCUCCCAGAUAUAUCACUGGUACACAGUCUUCCAUGAAUUCGGGCCACGUCUCCAUGCCGGGACACAGAUCAAAUAAGAUGGUUAGAACUAACCCGGUUAGCCAUGUCAUGCCUGCAAGCAUGAACCAAGGCAAUGGCUCCUGCCGUACUAACCAGGGUAACCAGAUCGGUCACGAAAACACCGCAGCACAUGGACAAGGCAGUGGAACAAACACCCUGGUAAAUGCGAACCCGGGCAACAACAACAAUCCAAGCAACCUAUUGGAUUCCAAACCGUGCUGUUCCAAGGCCAAAAAUAGCCAGGGAAUACCGGCAGCCAAAGAACAGAAAAAAGAUAGCUCGAACUCUUCGGAUGAGGAGAAAUUUAUUCCCUUGGCACAGCCUAAAAUAUAGCACUUUCAUUUCCUUACUCACUCAUAUACUAUUAUAAGACAAAAAUGAAGAAAAAUACAACAUACUUACUUACUUACUUUUA
Drosophila subpulchrella is the source of this 1522-nucleotide messenger RNA. Its product is annotated as hybrid signal transduction histidine kinase M-like. The coding region runs from base 946 to 1440 and encodes 164 amino acids. The transcript has 2 exons. NCBI's taxonomy places the organism in Eukaryota, Metazoa, Arthropoda, Insecta, Diptera, Drosophilidae. The record is from RefSeq and is a predicted model, not a curated record.